Messenger RNA from Rhagoletis pomonella (apple maggot), 3948 nucleotides. RefSeq lists its product as uncharacterized. The transcript has a single exon. The record is from RefSeq and is a predicted model, not a curated record. Gene Ontology annotation, biological process: adenylate cyclase-activating adrenergic receptor signaling pathway. Gene Ontology annotation, cellular component: membrane. The coding region runs from base 241 to 2820 and encodes 859 amino acids. NCBI's taxonomy places the organism in Eukaryota, Metazoa, Arthropoda, Insecta, Diptera, Tephritidae. Gene Ontology annotation, molecular function: G protein-coupled receptor activity; dopamine neurotransmitter receptor activity, coupled via Gi/Go.
UUUUUUCAUUCGAGUUUGCAUUUGCACCAAUGCCGCGCAAACUACUUCCGCACAAAACGAUUACAUCAUUGAAGCAUCAGCAACAAAAGAAACAAAAACAACACCAACAACUAAGGAAAUUUGUGUAAACCCAGGUAUACCUUACUCCACGCAAGUAGCUGGGUACAAUUGUAAUAGCACCAACAACAACACCACUAACCAUCACAUGCUAAUUUCCCACACCCGCCACUUUAACGAAUAAUGGCCAUAGAUUUCCUAAUACUCGCCCUACUGCUCGUCUCGUUUGUCAUCAAUCUGCUGGCUUUGGGCGCUUUCUGGGUCACACCCGGCUUGCGCACCACCGCCAAUCGCUUCACCAUCAAUUUGCUAGUCAUCAAUCUGAUCGGUUGCCUCAUACUUGCGCCAACUCUAUUUCUCAGUCAAGCAACGCGCAACGCUACAGAGGAGGAAGAUGUCGCCAACUCAUCGGCCAACUCUGCCACAGCUGCGGCAGCAUCAUUGUCUGCUAGCCUUUCGCUCGCUGCAGCGUCUAGCGACGAUCGCAUCGAAAUACUCGCCAAGCCGGGCAAUCGUCAGAUGACCAUCAAACACAAUGGCAGGCUGGUGGAGCAGGAGGGCGUGAUUGUGCGCCGCAAUUUGACAAGCAUGCGCAGCGAUGGCGAACAGGAGGCGCGCACAAUUGAGACGAUAUACAAGUGCAAUUCCACUUAUUGUCAGGAGCUGACAAUCGAUGAAGGCACCGAUACUAUUGUGAUCACCGAGAUCGAGGAGGAGAACCAUCACGCCGAGGCUGUUACUUCAGCGCGACCCGAUGCGGUCAUGGCUGCACUGAUGCCGCGUCCACACAUCCGCUGCUGGUCCAUCGAUAUGGCGGCCGCUUUAGGUGCGCUUGGCGUGUUGCUGGUAGUCGGCGACACCUGGUGUGCUGUCACCGAUCCGCUGCGCUAUCAUACGCGCAUUUCCAGUCUGAAGACAUGGAUCUUUAUCGCGCUCACCUGGAUCGUAGGUUUACUGUUUGGCGCGCUCUCCGCCUUCCGCGAAAUAGACUUCACUUCGCGCACCGUGGUGCAUGAGGGACAACCGGGCAUCAGUGAGUUAAGCAUCUCUUCGGCGAACGGCAUUUUCGGCAUCAGCUUCGCCUGCGUCUACUUUAUAAUCAUCAUCCUGCUGCCUUUUGGUUUCGUUUGUGGCAUGUACUGGCGCAUAUUCAGCGAGGCACGUGAAAAUGGGCUGCGCAUGCGCCAGAACGGCUCAUCACCGCUGCUGCAGAGCGCGCUCAACCUCACACACCACCAACAAAGCUCAUCGCUUCAGUAUGCGAAUAUGUGCGCGCACCGCAACUCCGUUUCGUCGGCUUCGUCGAAUGGCGGCGGCAGCGCAUGCGAGCGUGGCGGCCUACAGAUGCAGAUCGAUCAACGCAAAAGUUCACCUGUGUGCACGCGUCGCGACUCUGCUGCCAAGGUGCUGCUACCGACGAUCUCCGAUGACGGGCUGUCCGAUGAAGCGGCACAGUUGGAGUCGGGCGAAUACAACACCGAGCCAUUGGCGUCACUAACGCAACAACCCAACUAUGCUGACCGCAAUCAGAACAUUCUGCUGACAUUGCAGACAGCCAGUGGCGAAAUCAAGCGCAACUACUCGGCGCGUCAGCUGCCGCUGCUGGGCACAUCUUCUCAAGAUCUGCACGAAUCGCAUGGCCUGCAGGGCGUGCGUCAAGUGCACUCUUCACCCAACUUGCACAAGUACACACAAGACCCGCUGGAGUCGAACUGCUCGCCACACCUGCUGGGCCACCAGCAACUGCAUGCGCAUCACGCACCCACCGUACGCCACCAACAGUUUGCGCCACAAAGCGCCAACCGUCAUCACUCGCAUGUGCUACAAAUUCCCUGCUUGCCAAACAGCUCACCGAAAGCGCUUAGCUACAUGUCCACGCUGCGUCAUCGACUCUCGAAUGCCUCAUCGCUCUUCAAGUAUCGCGAAGAAUCGCGCACGGUACGCAUCAGCAUUCUAGUGGUCAUCAUGUUCAUGGUCUCCUACCUCCCCUACGGGUGCUUGGUGUUACUGCAGAGCCGCCUACCCAGCGCCAAUUUCGAACAUUCCACGCAACUGGCCAUCUUCAUGCUGCUGCUGGGAAAUCUCACCUCACCCUUCAUAUUUGCCUACCGCAACAAACGCGUGCGGCGUGGCGUAAAGCGGCUAUUCGGCCUAGAAUCACGCACGCGUGAACGCACGCUCCAACGUCAAAGCAGCUCAGGCGGACGCGGUAGCGGCUUCCUCAAUCGUCACUGCGCUGGCACACGCUGCGGCGCCAACAUACGACGCAACAUCAGCAAAGCAUCAACAUACUCACUCAACUCAUGCAAGUUCCUAACGCCGCAAAAUUCGCUCAGCAGCACAGUCGGACCACCGCUACAGGCAACAAAUAGACACAGCAGCCCCGCGCGCAUACACGGCUUGCGACCGAAUAGCAGCUGCAGCACGAUCAUCAACUUUAGCGCACCUCUAGUCAAGGAGCACACACAAACACAAACGCAGACAGCCAAAGCGAUAGAAGCUACAACGGUUAGUGUAACAAAAAGCUACGAUGCUGCAACGCCCCCCAUCAAAACGACGCUCAUAUUCACCGGUAAUGGCAAUGGCAAUUCGCCGAAUGGCACCGCGCGCAUCACAGAAGCGCUGCCAGCGGCGAAUGGCAAAUUUGCGCCCAAGCGUAGUCUCUUCAAGAUCUUCUUUCAGAGUUCGAAAAACUUAGGCUGUGCAGCGGCGCAAUCAUGCGCACAGGGCAAGGACGCUGACGUGGAGCCAGCAGCCGUGUGAGGGGGCACGCAACACAUGCCUUACAUUGGCAUAGAGAAAGAGAUAUAUGCAAACAGGCUCGUCGCACAGUAUCGCAGGCAGGCAGAGUCGACAGCUAGUCGAUCAGUCGGCCAGGUUAGCUGUUGUUGAGGCACAUAGCGGUCUUUCUGAAAGACCGAACGUGCAGUCCAUAUGCGGCCGGUAGCUGUCAAGGCAGUAAGACGAGUGCUACAGCAGCCAACACACACACACACACACACACAGACACACUAAUGGGUGACAAGCCAGUCACCACCGCCCGUCAAUAUACUGAGUAAUUGUCAUUGUCGUUGUAGUUGUCGUCGUCGUUGUCGUCGUCGUUGUCGCCAUCGUCAUCGCAGUCAACGUGUUUGCCAACGUCCAUGCAACGAGCGCAGUUUUUUCGAAAGCGGUAAGCGCGUUUUAGCAAACCCAGAGCAACCAAAAGCAAGCAACUGAGCAACCAGUCAGUAUUCAUUAUUCACAAUAUAUUUUGUGCUUUUAAAAUCUACCUAAGAACGUUAGCUGUAAUUAGAUAUAGAAAUCUAUUAAGUAUCCACUCACUUUGGUAGUGGGCGUUUAAGCUGUUGCGCGCGCAGCUGCUGAAUUGCUGAAUUUGUAGAAUUUAUUAUGUGCUUAAUUGCUUAAGUAGGCUACAUUGACGAGAGGGCUUGUGUGUUUAUUGGUAGGUGCGAGAAGAAAAAAGUGAGAGGAGUUUGAGGAGUUUCUUUUUUCUUUUAAUUUUUUUUUCAAAUAAGAAAGUCAGCUUGUGCGGAUUAUACAAUUCAAAUAUGUACAUGCAAGAAGAGAUUAUAGAAUGCGGUUAUAUAAUAUGUAUCUAAUUUCAGCACUUGUCUGCUUAUUUGCGCACGAAAAAGGCAAGAAAAAACAUUAAGCAUAGAAAUACGGUUAUAUGCGUUGACAGUACAUAUAUGUAGAUAUAUUUAUACUAAAACGACAAGUUGGUGAGUUGAAACCUGAAAAGCUAAAAUUGAAAUGAAAUGAUGUGAAAUGUACAAGAAAGGCGCAAGUAUCGACUUACUUGAAUUGCUAUAAGUAUUUUACUUUUAUUAUUUUUGUCUCUCUUAUUUUAAAAUUUUUUUAUUAUUUGUACAAGUGAAAGUGACCUAA